CAGGCCCUCUAGCAUCAAUCAGCAAUCGUCAUGACAUACGGAGGUCAGACAUCGGUGCACAUGGAACAAAGUUUAAAGUUCUGGGCAUAAAUAUUUCGCAGGCUCAGUAUAUUUUAGACCCACACUGACCUGGAUAACAAACUCUGAUCAACACUCUGUUUACGUGCCCCUAGACUGUCAGGGUGUAGCAUCGGGUACACGUUUACAUUUGGCUCAGAUGAUCUAUGCCAGAGGAAUGUCAUGACAACUUAUUACUUUUGCCACAACAGAGGGUAUAUCGGCCUGUAAUAUUCAGUGACGACCACGAACGUUUCUACAGAUACAUGCAAACAGCUGAACGAAGAAAAAAAACCCCAACAUUUAAGGGAAGCUGGAUAGGCUAACACUGGAAGAGAGUUACAGAUAGGGGAGUUUCCUUUUGGAGGAUUGAGAGAGUUUGCGCCAUGGCGUGGACGCAGCAUCUGAGGAUCAAGAACCAGUGGGUCAAGGAAUUCUUGGCGGAGUUUUUAGGAACUUUUGUUUUGAUGUUAUUUGGAGAUGGCAACGUAGCACAAAGCGUCCUGAGCAGAGAGGCAUACGGGGACUUUCUCUCUAUCAACCUGGGAUGGUGGGUGGCCGUCACCAUGGGAAUCUACGCGUCGGCUGGGAUAUCUGGGGGUCACAUCAAUCCAGCCGUCUCUCUGGCCCUGGCCGUGGUGGGCAAGUUUAGCUGGAAGAAACUGCCCGUGUAUGUGCUGGCCCAGUUCAUUGGCGCGUUUGCUGCCUCGGCCUGUCUUUACGGAGUCUACCUUGAUGCACUGAACGCUUUUGACGGUGGUAAUCGGAUGGUGUUAGGCGUUAAUGCCUCCGCUAUGAUCUGGGCAACAUACCCCCAGGAAUAUCUCACCCUACAGGGCGGCUUGGGAGACCAGAUUCUUGGUACGGCGCUACUAAUGCUUAGCGUGUUGGCCAUCACCGAUAAGCGGAACAAUGGUGCACCAGCAGGGAUGGUGGCUAUCAUGGUGGGGUUGAGCGUACUUGGUAUCGGCUUGAGCUUCGGGUCCAAUUGCGGCUACGCUAUCAAUCCGGCACGGGACUUCCCUCCCAGGCUCUUUACCUACUGCGCCGGUUGGGGUACUGAAGUUUGGACCCCCCGCGGUAUGCACUGGUGGUUUGUGCCGAUCGUUGGGCCGUGCAUCGGAGCGAUAGGCGGCGCCCUGUUGUACAUCCUGUGCGUGGAGGCCCAUCACACGCCGGAACACGAAAUGCCGAUCACUGACCAGGAGGAAAAUAUUUCUGCUGACAUUAUUAUGAAGCGUCGAGAUGAAGACAGCAACUCCCUCUAGACUCGCGUCUGUUAGAGCAGCUUCAACCUCCAGGAUUUAACUUUGGUGGCAGAGACAAAGCGUUUAUGUCGGACCUUCUAUCCUUUGAAAAACCAUUAACUGAUUUUAAAAGUACACGAAAAAAACCCUCUUCUUAUGAAAAUACACUGUUGUAUCACAUAUUUGCUUUACCAAAGGGACACAACACGAUUUGAAAUAUUGACAGUGGCGGUAACAUAGAUGUGUUACUGUGUGGUUUAUAGCCAUUAGUUUGAAAUUUUAGUGCAGCUGCACAUGCAUGGGGAGGUUUAAUAGGCGUCGACACAAUGAUGUACACGUUUUUGCAGAGUGGGUAUACGAAUGAAUUUAAUUUGAUGGCACCGAUCGGACAUCUGACCAGAAACUCUCUAUUGAAAAUUAUCGUAAGUAGGCUUAUAAUACACAUAAACAAGCGUAAAUAAGAUUAUAGUAAAUAUAAAAGUUACUCAUGAUUAAAUGAUUUGUUAAUAAACAGUUUAAGUGACACAAUUUAUUUGGCUAUUAAACAGUGGUAUAUUAGCACCAUAUGUUCUACACAAAAUUAUCAUCGCACAAACUCUUGUUAUUUACCAGAAGUUCGAGCAAAAGGCUGACAAUAUAGGAAAAUUGUAAAAAAAAGUCUUUAAAGAGAGAAGAUAUACCGACAUUCACUUAAUUAAUGAAAAUAGGUCAAUUAAUAACUAUAAACGAUUAAUGCGUUAAACUCGCAAUUUCACAAGGCCACAGUUGGAUGUUAUCUAAACUUUGUAUUUAAUCAAACGUUGUAUGUUAAUCAACUAGUCACUAGUUACGUGAUGUUAACCUGUAUUGAUUGUUUACUUGUGUGAUGUUAUCAUUAAAUGUUUAAUUCGAUUAACUAACCUCAGUAUUGAUUAUUGCACUAAAGGAUAGCUUUCAAUUAAAUUGUACAUGUAUAUGUAUAUUGUAGCAAACAAAUUGGCGUAAAUUUGUCU
Patiria miniata (bat star) is the source of this 2296-nucleotide messenger RNA. RefSeq names its product aquaporin-7-like. The transcript has 7 exons. Gene Ontology annotation, molecular function: water channel activity; glycerol channel activity; urea transmembrane transporter activity. Gene Ontology annotation, biological process: glycerol transmembrane transport; water transport. The record is from RefSeq and is a predicted model, not a curated record. Gene Ontology annotation, cellular component: plasma membrane; basolateral plasma membrane. NCBI's taxonomy places the organism in Eukaryota, Metazoa, Echinodermata, Asteroidea, Valvatida, Asterinidae. Bases 444 to 1325 code for a protein of 293 amino acids.